AAAGGUCGGGCGGAAGUUCCCGGAGCUUCCGGUGGCUGCUGGAGUGCGAGCUAUGGCUAAACAUCACCCGGACUUGAUCUUUUGCCGCAAGCAGGCUGGUGUUGCUAUCGGAAGACUCUGUGAAAAAUGUGAUGGCAAGUGUGUGAUCUGUGACUCCUAUGUGCGUCCCUGCACCCUGGUGCGCAUAUGUGAUGAGUGUAACUAUGGCUCCUAUCAGGGGCGCUGUGUGAUCUGUGGAGGCCCCGGUGUCUCCGAUGCCUAUUAUUGUAAGGAGUGCACCAUUCAGGAGAAGGAUAGAGAUGGUUGCCCGAAGAUUGUCAAUUUGGGGAGCUCUAAGACAGAUCUCUUCUAUGAACGCAAGAAAUACGGCUUCAAAAAGAGGUGAUUGGUGGGCGGCAUCUUCCUCCCUCCAUCAAGCUGCUGCAGCUGCCAGAAAAGACACCUGCUGCCAACAGAAAGGGAGUGGAGUGCAGGACCACCCGGUCGCCUGUAGUACACUGUGCCUUCAACCCCUCCUCUCCUCUCACCCAGACAAUGUGGUAGGAAUGGAAAAGGAUGCUUCUCAGAGCACUCGGGCAGACCGUAGCAGAGAAAAAAAUGAUAGAUUAUUUCAUGGUUUGUCUUGAAUUCAAAAAGCAAGAGUCUGUUUUCCACGUUGAUAAGUUCUCUUGACACCAGGAGCUUCUGAAACAGGAAUAAUACCAUUUCCAUCUUCUAAUUGAGGAGUUGGCUGACACUACCCACAGUGAGAAACGUGUUCUUACGGCAGCUCCAAUGGCAGUGGCCUCGACGAAACAUCUGCAGUGUGGUAGGGAGCUCUCAGAACAAUAAAUGUGGGCGUUUAAUCCUGUAACACUUACCAGGUGGUGCUGGUUCAUGUUGUUUCUCUUUUAAGAAAUUGGAAACCCUUUCUGUUGCUAUUGUAUUAAUAAAGCAGGUGUUUAUUUUCUGGUAGUCA
Molecule: messenger RNA, 958 nt
Organism: Hipposideros armiger (great roundleaf bat)
Lineage: Eukaryota; Metazoa; Chordata; Mammalia; Chiroptera; Hipposideridae
Gene: PHF5A
Product: PHD finger protein 5A
Exons: 4
Coding region: 53-385 (110 amino acids)
Biological process (GO): mRNA splicing, via spliceosome
Source: RefSeq, a predicted model, not a curated record